UUGACGAAUCCAAUACAUCAAAAUGUCUGAGGAAGGAAUGCAGUUGCUUCUUAAGGUCCGACUAGCCGACCAAGCAGAGAGGUAUGACGACAUGGUCAAGUUCAUAAAUGACCUUGUAGAGAACCAUUCUGGAAACUUCAUAGACCCCUCACUCCUUCACCACAUCUCUGUGGCCUACAAGAACGCUGUGGGGGAACGUCGGGCAUCCUGGAGGAGUGUGAACGAAUGGGAGCGGAGCGGUGCGAAAGAGGAGGCGGCGGUCAUGCAUGACUACCAGAACACCAUAGCAACAGAGCUGUUGGACAUCUGCACACAGAUGUUGGACCUGAUAAACAAGCAUCUUCUUCCCAAGACGAAAGACCAUCCCAAUGAAAUUCUCCUUCUGAAGCUUAAAGGUGACUACUUCCGGUACAAGGCGGAAGUGCAGACAGAAGAAGCUAAGCAAGAUUCCUUGGAGAACGCUGAUGCGACCUACACGGAGGCCAUGAGGAGGGUGAUAGGUGUGCUGCGGCCGUGUCACCCAGUGAGGCUAGAACUAGCUCUCAACUACUCCGUCCUCAAGUUUGAGAUGCACGAACAGGAGGAGGCGUGCAGGAUAGCCAAGCUGGCAUUUGAAGACGCCAUGGAUACUGUGCAUAAAGUAGACGGGGAAGACUACGUAAACAGCACCAGCACCAUGCAGAUACUGAGAGACAAUCUGGUUCAAUGGACGCUGUUGCCAGACAGGAAGUGAGAGGGGAAUACAGAUCUCACCAGACGAACUAUCGUGGACUGGGGAACGUUUAAUAACUCACUUUUUGAUUCGACAGGAUUCUAACUACAUGUCACCUGAAUUGUUCCGGAGUGGGUGGAAUCGCAGACAUAUGUGGGAGUCAGACUGUUGUGGGCAGAGGUCUGACGGUGUAGGAGUUGUACGGCUUGCACAUUAUUGACAUCGAUUGUAGGCUGGAGUUAACUCCUGUUUUGUAUUUUUUGUAUAUUUUGGAGAUGUUUUCUUGCAUGCAUAUCGUAAAUACCCGUAACCGUUGUGGUAAGCGGCGUUAGGGUUUUGUUGUAUCAAAAGGUAUCUGGUUUUGUGUUUUGCAAUAAAAAGGAUACAAAUCCAACGUCA
Haliotis rubra (blacklip abalone) is the source of this 1111-nucleotide messenger RNA. RefSeq names its product 14-3-3 protein zeta-like. Gene Ontology annotation, cellular component: cytoplasm. The transcript is spliced from 5 exons. The record is from RefSeq and is a predicted model, not a curated record. Lineage: Eukaryota; Metazoa; Mollusca; Gastropoda; Lepetellida; Haliotidae. Gene Ontology annotation, biological process: signal transduction. The coding region runs from base 23 to 733 and encodes 236 amino acids.